This is a messenger RNA of Oncorhynchus kisutch (coho salmon), 3799 nucleotides long. Its product is annotated as ATP-dependent zinc metalloprotease YME1L1. Lineage: Eukaryota; Metazoa; Chordata; Actinopteri; Salmoniformes; Salmonidae. The coding region runs from base 157 to 2370 and encodes 737 amino acids. Gene Ontology annotation, molecular function: ATP-dependent peptidase activity; ATP binding; ATP hydrolysis activity. Gene Ontology annotation, biological process: mitochondrion organization; protein quality control for misfolded or incompletely synthesized proteins. The record is from RefSeq and is a predicted model, not a curated record. Gene Ontology annotation, cellular component: mitochondrial inner membrane. The transcript is spliced from 18 exons.
GUUGACCUUUCAGGAAGAAGCCAUUUUCACGAAAGUAACAGUUUAGUAACAAGAGAGAAAAAAACAACAACAAAAGGACUGUGCCCAGGAGGAGUUGGUAUAAUCAGUAACAUUGAGGGUCUGUCUUCACAUACUAACCCUCAAGUUGCUGUGAUAAUGUUGUCCUUCUCGGCGUCGCUCCAGCCACAGGUAACGAGUCAACUCAUUGGCCAACUCAUCAAUGCCCUCCAUUCCCUGAAGAACUCAGCCAGCUCCACAGCCACAGCUUCUGUCCAGAGCCUGCAGACAUAUGUCACACCAGAGCAGGACCUGUUGCUCACAGAGGACCUGGGUCUAUCAGAACAAAGGGUGAGUCAGCCCACCGUGAACCUCCGGGACCUGGGCUUAUCAGACCUGAGGGUGGGUCAGCUGGAUGAGCUGGUGAACAGGUUACUGCCCUCACCGGGUUCAGAGGAGGGCCCAGCUGCUUCAAUAUGGAGGACGUCCCACGUCUCUGCGGACUCUUUCUUACAAAACAAACAUGGGUUGUCAAACAGAAGGUUUGGUGUUUUUGGCUCGCCAAUGUUCCACAGACCAAACCAGAGUCCUCUACACACCAUCUGUUCAGAGCUCCAAUACUGGCCUGUAAGGGUCCAGAACCGAGGCUUCAAGACUCUGAGGAAGAGCAGACGCGUGGAGUCUGGUCACCAGGGGCUGGCAGAACCAGAGGGUUACACUUCAGCAUUCAUGAAGGGUCUCCUCAUGAGACCUGACAAGUCCCCAGAGGCACAGAGUCUGGAUCACGUGGUAAAACAGAAGAACCUGCAAGGUGACCAACAAGAUGCCUUCAAGUCUGGUUUCACCGAGGGCUUCAUGAGGUCCCAGGCCUUCACUCAGAGGACACACGACUCGCUAAGGAGGACCAGGCUGAUUCUAUUGGUCCUCCUCGUUGUGGGAAUCUAUGGCCUGUCAAGAAGCCCGUUUCUUUCGGGUAAAGGGUCCUUUUCUGAUGCUGUGAGGUUCCGUACCACGUCAGGCCUGGACUCACAAGUGGACCCGGUUCAGGUGAAGAGCGUCACCUUUGAGCACGUCAAGGGGGUAGAGGAGGCCAAGAAUGAACUGCAAGACGUGGUGGAGUUCCUCAGAAACCCCCAGAAGUUCACCGUGCUAGGAGGGAAGCUCCCUAAAGGCAUCCUCCUGAUUGGCCCCCCAGGCACAGGAAAGACUCUCCUGGCUCGGGCUGUAGCCGGGGAGGCCGACGUCCCCUUCUUCUACGCAUCGGGAUCCGAGUUUGACGAGAUGUUUGUGGGUGUCGGAGCUAGCCGCAUCAGAAACCUCUUCAAAGAGGCGAAAGCCAACGCACCUUGUGUUGUCUUCAUUGAUGAGCUUGACAGCGUGGGAGGAAAGAGGAUCGAGUCUCCCAUGCACCCCUACUCCAGACAGACCAUCAACCAGCUACUGGCAGAGAUGGACGGGUUCAAACCAAACGAAGGGGUCAUCGUUAUCGGCGCUACAAACUUUGCUGAGGCUUUGGAUAAUGCCCUGGUACGUCCGGGGAGGUUUGACAUGCAAGUGACCGUCCCUCGUCCGGACGUGAAAGGACGUACGGAGAUCCUCAACUGGUACCUGCAGAAGAUCAAAGUGGAUCCCAACGUGAACGCAGCGAUCAUUGCCAGGGGGACGGUGGGCUUCACGGGGGCGGAGCUGGAGAACCUGGUGAACCAGGCAGCCCUGAAGGCAGCGGUGGACGGCCUCGACCAGGUCACCAUGAAGGAACUGGAGUUCUCCAAGGACAAGAUCCUCAUGGGUCCUGAGCGCAGGAGUGUGGACAUUGAUAAGAAGAACAAGCAAAUCACAGCCUACCACGAGUCAGGCCACGCCAUUGUGGCCUAUUACACCAAAGACGCUAUGCCCAUCAACAAGGCAACCAUCAUGCCCAGAGGACCCACUCUUGGCCAUGUGUCCAUGCUCCCAGAGAAUGACCGUUGGAGUGAGACACGGGCUCAGCUCCUGGCCCAGAUGGACGUCAGCAUGGGAGGCCGCGUGGCCGAGGAGCUCAUCUUUGGCGACGAUUACAUCACGACUGGAGCGUCAAGCGACUUCGACGGGGCGUCCAGAAUAGCCAAGAUGAUGGUGACCAGGUUUGGAAUGAGUGACAAGCUUGGUGUCAUGACCUAUGCUGAAGUAACCAAACAGAGCCCUGAGACGCAGGCUGCCAUCGAACAGGAAGUCAGGGUACUGCUCAAGGACUCGUAUGAGCGAGCCAAAAACCUCUUGAAGACCUACAGCGAUGAGCACAAGACGCUGGCCGAGGCUCUGCUAACUUACGAAACUCUGGAUGCCAAAGAGAUCAAGCUGGUCCUAGAGGGCAAGGCCCUGGACCCUAGAUGACUCUCUGAGAGAAGCCUAGUCAGAGACAGUUAGACGUCAGGGUUGGGGUCAUUCCAUUUUCAAUUCUAGUCAAUUCAGAAAGUUAACCAAAUUCCGAUUCAAAAUGUUCCUCAAUGGAAAAGCAUUGAAGAUAAUUGGAAUUUCAUCGUACUUCCUGAAUUGACUGGACUUAAAAUGGAAUUGACCCCAACCCUGUAAGACAUAUUAUCUGAAUUAUGUAAAUUUGAAGAUGUACAAUGGAGUGGCCUUUAGAGGCUUUAUAGGUUUCUUCCCCCUCAACGUAAAUGACUGACUAGCUCAUAGUCGCACCUCGUUUUAUCCCUCUGAACCUAUGACUCCUCUGUCUGAACCAUUCAUGUUGGGCAGGCAUUCCCGUACGGCAGCUUUGUCAAGCGACAAAAAGCCCAUAGCAAGGUUCAUUUCAACACCCUGAGCUCAAAAUGCCCUUUCAAUGCCAGGAUUUUAGUUUUUUGAUAUCAACAUUUGUUGUCGUCAUCCCCCCCCUCAAGUUUUCCCCCUUUAAAGGUUGUAUAUACAGUAUUGAACAAGAAAGUGCUGCAUUAUGAUGCAUUAACGUGCUCCUGGGAAAGUGGGAUGUUGUAAAUCCGAUAUGUGCUUUUGAAGUCGGACCAAUUCUUGAACCAAUAAGAAGCUAGCUAACAUUGCUAAUAAUUAAGUUAGCUAACUUGCUAAACAUUGCCAAUAUGGUCAAACUAGCUACGGUAUCCACAUUGAUAAGUUUGUAAUUGUCAAAUUUAUUUAUUGUUAACUUUGGGUUGAAAAGGGGUGGUUAAAUGUCUUCGUUAACAAACAAAAACGCAGUUUGUAAUUAUGACUUUGAGGGUCGUUCAAGUGAAACUUGAAACGACAGUUUCAGAAGCAUGUGAACACCCCCCCCCCCCAAUAGUCCUCAGCCAAUAGGAUCUCAUAUCGCACAAUUGUUUUUUUCGUUAGCAAUUUUGUGCAUGAAAGCCUCAUCGUGUAUUUGGUAUGCUAUCGAAGUUAUGAGGGAAAACAAUUGGUUUGCAGAUCUGAUCCUACUUGACCUAUAGCCUUUUCACUGAGCAGAAUAUUAGUGAUAGAAACGCCGACCAUAAAAUGUAUCAUUAAAAAAAACAUACCAAUGUUUAAUAUACACAGCAUCUAAAUAGAAAAUGGCUGUAUCAGCGUUCCCGUAUAUGAUUCAUCAUCUGUGAGUCGUGAAGGAAUUAAUCUGCAUUCACUGUAUGCAGGUCAAUAUACACAUUUUAUGUUGUCAUUUUAUUUAUUUACCCAAAGUGUGCCGGACUUGCCAUCGUUAGCUAUUUUAGGCCCUCGUGUCUGAGCCCAUCCAUGGUGUAAAUGAAAUGUGAGAAGAGAUGUACUUAAAUCUGUUUCUCAUUGGAAGUGGAUCUUGUGGAAGCUCAAAUAAAAAUGUAUUCUAAAAUCA